Messenger RNA from Echinococcus granulosus, 486 nucleotides. RefSeq lists its product as hypothetical. The record is from RefSeq and is a predicted model, not a curated record. Lineage: Eukaryota; Metazoa; Platyhelminthes; Cestoda; Cyclophyllidea; Taeniidae. The coding region runs from base 1 to 486 and encodes 161 amino acids. The transcript is spliced from 2 exons.
AUGGGAAUCACUGCAGUGCUUUUUGAUACUGUUGAGACGCCACUGACCAGCACAAGAAACAAGGCCUUCUAUGACGCUCUUCUGGAGUCUGGCUUGGAAUUGGAAGAGCUGAGCCUUCCCAGACCAGAAAGUUAUGGCAUUGACUAUGAUUCUUUGACGCCCGAAGAGAAGAGGUCUCUUUAUCCUAGCCUAAUUGAAGAGUUGCGUACCACUCCAGACUGGGGUCAGCAGACUUAUCCCUACUCACUGCGUCCACUAGCAGGUAGAAGGAAACUCAAGUUGAGGCAUCAAGUUCUAUCUAAGGUACGUGAAGGCUACAUAUGGGACCGCUUCUAUAAUCGUUUGGUGAAACCGGAACAUCUGGCUGCGUGGCAAGUGGAGCAGCAAGAAAUUUUCGAGGGAGCUCUUGGCAGUGCGCCUUCCACCUUGGAGUCAUUGGAUGAACCUGUUGAACCAUAUGUCCCUGAAAAAUGGAGGCUCGAUUAG